Molecule: messenger RNA, 2283 nt
Organism: Cordyceps militaris CM01
Lineage: Eukaryota; Fungi; Ascomycota; Sordariomycetes; Hypocreales; Cordycipitaceae
Product: beta-glucosidase, putative
Exons: 3
Coding region: 1-2283 (760 amino acids)
Biological process (GO): glucan catabolic process
Molecular function (GO): beta-glucosidase activity
Source: RefSeq, a predicted model, not a curated record
AUGAGAUCCCCUCUUAGCAGCCUCGGCCUAGCAGGCCUUUUGCUACCGGCCGCUGUCGCUGGCCGGGCUACAUCGCCAGACGUGUAUCCAACUCCCCAGGGCAAAGGCGAGGGACAGUGGGCUGCCGCCUACAAAACCGCCCACGCGUUGGUCGGCCAGAUGACACUGGAUGAAAAGGUCAACAUCACCCGCGGCUUCAAGGCGGACAACACCUGCGCCGGCACCACUGGCUCUGUCUCGCGACUCGGCUGGCCUGGCAUGUGUCUGCAUGAUGCUGGAAACGGUGUCAGGGCUGCAGAGCUUGUCAACGCGUACCCUUCGGCGCUGCACUCGGGCGCAAGCUGGGACAGGAAUCUCACACACCAGCGUGGCUUUCACAUGGGAGGGGAAUUUAAAGGCAAAGGCAUCAACGUUGCCCUUGGACCCAAUGCCGGCCCCUUGGGACGUACACCCCUUGGUGGCAGGAACUGGGAGGGCUUCUCCGUUGACCCGUAUCUGUCCGGCCAACUCAACGCCGAAACCAUUACUGGCAUUCAAAAAGCCGGUGUCGUUGCCAACCUCAAGCACUUCAUCGCAAAUGAACAAGAAACACAUCGCCGCCCAUACUUUGGCGUAGAAGCGGCCUCCUCCAACGUCGACGACAAGACAUUGCACGAAUACUAUCUGUGGCCCUUUAUGGAUGGUGUCCGUGCUGGCGUCGCAUCCGUCAUGUGCUCGUACAACCGUAUCAACAACACGUACGGCUGCGAGAACAGCAAGCUCAUGAAUGGCCUACUCAAGGGCGAGCUCGCCUUUGAUGGCUUCGUCGUGCUGGACUGGAACGCCCAGCACAAUCUCAACAGCGCCAACGCGGGUCUCGAUGUGCUCAUGCCUUUGGGUGGGAGCUGGGGUCAAAACCUGACCGAGGCUGUCCGUAAUGGCACGGUACCCGAAGAACGCGUGACGGACAUGGCUACCAGAAUCGUUGCGGCGUGGUACCUUGUCGGCCAGGACAGUUUUCCCGUGCCUGGUAUCGGGAUGAAGAACCUCACUGAGCCUCAUGAUCUGGUGGAUGCCCGCAGUCCCGAUUCCAAGCCGGUUCUCCUGGAAGGCGCCAUCACCGGCCAUGUCCUGCUCAAAAACACCAACAACGCAUUGCCCUUCAAGGGCAAGCAAAAGAUGCUGUCCGUCUUUGGGUAUGAUGCUGCGCUGCCGCAGACGAAGAACACGGAUGUGCUCUUUGAGCUUGGCUACUACUCUUCGCAGGAGAUGGCCAAGGGCGUCCUGGGCACGGAGGCACAUUUCGACCAAGCUGCUCGAGGCGGCACCAUUAUCAGCGGCGGCCGCGCGGCCGCCAACGCCCCCUCCUACAUCAUCGACCCCCUAAACGCUAUUCAGCAGCGCGCAGUCGAGGACGACACCUGGAUCAACUGGGACACGACGUCCUUUGAUCCUCCCGUCAACCUGGCGUCCAGCGCCUGCCUCGUCUUCAUCAACGCCAUCUCCACCGAGGGCUGGGACCGCGACGGCCUGCACGAUGACUUUAGCGACGGCCUCGUGCGCAACGUCGCGUCCAAGUGCGCCAACACCAUUGUCGUGGUGCACGCGUCCGGCAUCCGCCUCGUGGACCAGUGGAUCGAGCACCCAAACGUCACCGCCGCCGUCGUCGCCCACCUUCCCGGCCAGGACAGCGGCCGUGCCAUUGUGAAGCUGCUCUACGGCGACGCGGGCUUCUCGGGCAAGCUGCCCUACACCAUGGCCAAGAACGAGUCCGACUAUGCCGUCUACGAGCCCUGCGGCCUGGCCCACAAGGGCGACACCGACCCCCAGUGCGACUACACCGAGGGCCAGUAUCUCGACUACCGCGCGUUCGAUGCCAAGAACAUUACCCCGCGCUUCGAGUUUGGCUACGGACUGAGCUACACUAGUUUCAAAUACUCGUCGCUGUCCAUCUCGGCGCACGGUGUGCGCAGAUGCGUCAGCGCCAGUCUAGACCAGCUCUUUGAAGAAGUCGCCAACGUGCAGGUCAGCGUCUCCAACUCGGGCGCCGUGGCCGGUGCCGAGGUUGCCCAGCUGUACCUGGGCAUCCCCGGAGCGCCGCCAAAGCAGCUCCGCGGCUUUGAGAAGCUGGGCCUGCAGCCUGGAGAAACCGGCAGGGCCAGUUUCGAGCUCACCAAGCGGGACCUGAGUCAGUGGGAUGUUGUGCUGCAGAAAUGGGUUCUGCAUCCUGGCGAGUACAAGAUUUAUGUUGGUGCCAGUAGCAGGGAUAUUCGCCUCACUGGCAGCAUUGUGGUCAGCGCAUAG